Chanos chanos (milkfish) is the source of this 2558-nucleotide messenger RNA. It is a transcript of the gene dgkaa, whose product is annotated as diacylglycerol kinase, alpha a. Gene Ontology annotation, molecular function: calcium ion binding; ATP-dependent diacylglycerol kinase activity. Gene Ontology annotation, biological process: phospholipase C-activating G protein-coupled receptor signaling pathway. Gene Ontology annotation, cellular component: plasma membrane. Lineage: Eukaryota; Metazoa; Chordata; Actinopteri; Gonorynchiformes; Chanidae. The record is from RefSeq and is a predicted model, not a curated record. The transcript has 24 exons. Bases 155 to 2341 code for a protein of 728 amino acids.
UCUGCUGCUUGGUUUUGAACUUGUCUUUCGUUAACGAUCCAACUUGUCUGUGCUGGGAACAUAUCGUUUUCUCGCCAUUGCAGCAGCGUUUGACCGUUUUAUCACUGCACGGCAUUAAAGGACGAGACACAACGCGUAUCAAGAAACUAAGGUCAUGUCGGAGUGUUCAGAGGCAGAUGUGAAGGAACUAAGUCCUGUGGACUUCAUUCAGCUGCAGCAGUACAUUGACUAUUGUAGCCUGAAGGUGAAAGAUGUGCUGAAGGAAUUUGAUGCAGAUGGCAAACUGGCAAAGUACAGACAUGGUGAGUGCAUCGACGAGGAGGGUUUCCGGCUGUUCCUCAGGACCUAUCUGGAGGUGGAGGACUUCCCAGCAGAUCUCUGCCAGCGCCUCUUCCGAUCUUUUCAGAGUUCGGACAAUGCCAGGGAGGUCUUCCUUAAGGAUGUGUCAUGUUACUUUUCUCUCCUGGAGGACGGACAGCCCAGGGAUAAACUGGAGUUCACUUUCAAACUCUAUGACAGAGAUGGCAAUGGACUCUUGGAUAGUUCUGAAGUGGAUCGGAUCAUCGCCCAAAUGAUGCAUGCUGCAGAUUACCUGGGCUGGGAUGUGUCAGAGCUCAGACCAGUGCUGAAGGACAUGAUGACAGCAAUAGAUUCAGACUGCAGUGGGACAGUGUCCCUGGACGAGUGGAUCGAAGGAGGAAUGAACAACGUCCCACUGCUCGUAUUACUUGGACUGAAGAUGACUCAAAAGGACGGGCAGCACUUGUGGAGGUUGAAACAUUUCAAUAAGCCUGUUUACUGUAACGUGUGUCAGAGUAUGCUGCUAGGACUCCGCAAACAAGGCCUCUGCUGCACCUGCUGUAAGUACACAGUCCACGGCAGAUGUGCUAAUAGGAACCCAGCUCCCUGCUCACGCACGUACGUCAAGUCUAAGAAAGAGACCGGGAUUGCAGCCCAUGACUGGGUGAGCGGCAACUGUGACUCGGGGAAGUGCGACAGAUGUCAGAAGAAGAUCAAGAGUUUACAAGGCUUGACAGGGAAGCGCUGUGUGUGGUGCCACACUAUGCGGCAUGACGAAUGUGUGGCUUUGGAGCCAUUAGAGUGUAACUGUGGACCACUGAGAGAUCACAUUCUACCACCCUGGGCCAUCUAUCCCGUCAUCAUGGAAAGACCAAACUGCAUGAAAAAUGGCUGCUAUGGAUCUGCUGAUGACAGCGAACAACACAACACCACUCCUGAUGGACAGGUGCUACAGAUAAAUCCUGUACCAGACACACACCCUCUCCUGGUAUUUGUGAACCCAAAGAGUGGAGGCAAGCAGGGAGAGAGAGUUCUUCGUAAAUUCCAGUACUUGUUGAAUCCACGACAAGUUUAUAAUCUGUCCAGUGGCGGUCCAGGCCCGGGACUUUGCUUUUUCAGAAAUCUGCAAAAUUACAGAAUAUUGGUUUGUGGAGGUGAUGGUACUGUUGGCUGGAUUCUUGAUGCUAUAGAUAAGGCGAACUUGCCAGUGCGCCCCCCGGUGGCUGUUCUGCCCUUAGGCACUGGAAAUGACCUGGCACGGUGUCUGCGAUGGGGAGGAGGAUAUGAUGGCAUGGAUCUGAGUAGAAUCCUAAAGGAGAUUGAAGCCAGCACACCUGUAUUUAUGGACAGAUGGAGUAUCCAAGUUAUUCCAGAGGACAGUGAGGAAAAAGGAGACCCCGUGCCUUAUGAAAUCAUCAAUAACUACUUCUCCAUCGGUGUGGAUGCCUCUAUCGCUCACCGGUUCCACACGAUGAGGGAAAAACAUCCCCAGAAGUUCAACAGCAGAAUGAAGAACAAGCUGUGGUACUUUGAGUUUGCCACAUCAGAAACUAUUUCCGCAUCAUGUAAGAAACUGAAGGAGUGCUUGACCAUAGAGUGUUGUGGUACAGUGUUAGACCUCAGUAAUCUUUCUCUGGAGGGCAUCGCUGUUCUUAACAUACCCAGCAUGCACGGCGGCUCCAAUCUGUGGGGGGAUGCCAAAAAAAGUGAGAGGGGCUGGGCUGAGCAGGAGCUUCCAGACGUCAUCGUAGACCCUGAAGUCUUAAAAGUCAGCCCCCAAGACAUGAGUGACAAGCGUCUGGAGGUGGUGGGGCUGGAGGGGGCCAUAGAGAUGGGUCAGAUUUACACAGGGUUGAAGAGUGCAGUCCGACUGGCCAAAACCUCACAGAUCACCAUCAGGACCAAGAAGGCUCUGCCCAUGCAAACUGACGGAGAGCCAUGGAUGCAACCUCCAUGUACAAUUCACAUCACACACAAGAACCAGGCCAGCAUGCUGAUGGCUCCACAGGCCAAAUCCUCCAGCUUUUUUAACCUGAAGUAGAGAAGUGCUGAGGCCCUUUUGUGAUUUCUUUGGUACACUCAUACACAGACACUGAAAACUCCUCUGACGCGCGGCCUACAUUUCUAUGUGUUUGUAAAUUUUCUAGAAUGAAUGGAGUCAAAUGCUUUGUUUUUUGACUGGUGCAGUAUUGAGACAUGGCUAUUGUGCUGAUCUCAUUAACACAGUGAGGGUUUAUGUUCACACAAUGAGUUUCCUC